GUGACGUCAGCAUUAAUCAGCAGUGCAAAACAUCACAAGUAUUUCUUGUGAUUUGGUCAUGUGAAUAGAAGCAGACAGAACUCAGAGAGACAAGAAAGAAGCAAUGGCCUUUAGAAAAACAGAUCCUAAAGAGCAAAUGCGACAGCAGCAGAAAGUGUUAAAGAAAACAGGACGAGAGCUUGAGAGAGACCGUGGGCAGUUGGAGAGACAAGAGAAGCAACUGGAAGCUGAGAUAAAGAAAGCUGCAAAAAGAGGAGACAAACACACAGCUACUGUAUUAGCUAAGCAGUUAGUUAAACUAAGACAACAGAAAACUAAAUCUUAUGGACUGAGUGCUACCAUAACAGCAACAGGACACCAAAUGAAAGCAAUGCAGUCUCAGGUUGCUAUGACAAAGGCAAUGGGCCAAACGUCCAAGGCAAUGGCAUCAAUGAACAAACAAGUGAAACUUGAAGACAUUCAAAGGACAAUGCAGCAGUUUGAAAAAGAAUCAACUAAAAUGGACAUGGCAGGAGAAAUGAUGGAUGAUACAAUGGAUGCAAUACUGUCAGGAGAUGAAGAUGAAGAAGAUGAAGUAAUUGGACAAGUACUGGAUGAGAUUGGACUAGAGUACACCAGCAAAUUGGCUGGUGCUAAGGUCGCAGGUGGUAAGUUAGGACAGGAAGAUAAAGAAUUAACUAGUACUGACGAUCUUGAAGCAAGACUAGCUAAUCUGCAUGCUUCAUAAUUAUAAUAAUUACAAAUAAUAUGUAAUAAUUAAUUUAUUGUUGUCAUUGUCUUUAUUAUUAAAUUUUUAUUCUAAUUAGACAAGUUUAACUCCAGUA
Molecule: messenger RNA, 824 nt
Organism: Amphimedon queenslandica
Lineage: Eukaryota; Metazoa; Porifera; Demospongiae; Haplosclerida; Niphatidae
Product: charged multivesicular body protein 2b-like
Exons: 7
Coding region: 104-727 (207 amino acids)
Biological process (GO): vacuolar transport
Source: RefSeq, a predicted model, not a curated record